AUGAAUGAAACAACAUCUUCUAAUGAUUCCAAUAUGAAUCCAAGUAAUUCCACUAACCCUCACUCAACUACUACUAACUCUACUACUACUACUGAUGAUACUAUGAAUAAUAUUAAUGAAAUGAAUUUAUCUGAAAAUUUGGAAAAUUCUAAAACAUCCGUAACAUCAAAAGUAUCAACUUCUAUAACGUUGAGUAGGACUGGUGGUAUAUAUAUACCACCAUUUAAACUUCAAAGAUUACAAUAUGAAAUAGAACCGGAUGAUUCUAUUGAUUAUCAACGUCAGGAAUGGGAACGUUUACGUAAACGUAUAAAUUCUAUUGUUAAUAAAUUGACAUUAACAAAUGUAGCACAAUUAGUUGUUGAGUUAUUGGAAUGUAAUUUGAUUCGUGGUCGUGGUUUAUUUGCAAGAACUUGGAUCCGUGCACAAAUGGCAUCUCCUGGUUUCACACCAAUUUAUGCCUCAUUUUUAGCUAUAGUAAAUUCGAAAUUUCCUGAAAUCGGUGAACUAAUCUUAAAGCGUAUAAUAUUACAAUUUCGUAGAGCAUUUAAGAGAAAUGAUCGUAUAGUAUGUCAGUCUUGUAUAAAAUGUAUAGCUCACAUGGUGAAUCAAAAAAUAGCACAUGAGAUUGUUGCAUUACAAUUACUUGCAAUAUUACUUGAGAAACCAACUGAUGAUUCAGUAGAAUUAGCAGUAGACUUUGUACGUGAUGUUGGGAAUUUUCUACAUGAUAAUUGUAAACAAGGAUUAGAUUCAGUAUUUGAUCGUCUUAAAAGUAUAUUACAGUAUGGAUUAGUAGAUAAGAGAACACAAUAUUCUAUUGAAGCUUUAUGGAAACAUUGGAGGAAUGGUUUUAAUGAAUUUCCAUCAAUAUUGCCAGAAUUAGAUUUAUUAGAAGAAGAUGAUCAAAUUACACAUGAUAUUGAUUUUCUAGAUGAAAACAUCACUGGUGAUGAAGGAAUUAAUAUAUUCCAUCCGGUGGAUCCGGAAAUUUAUAAAUUAGAAAAUAUUAAAUGGAAUAAUAUUAAAAUUGAAUUAUUAGGUGAUUAUAAUACUGAUACAUCUGAAGAUUCUGAAUUAGACACAGAUACUGAUGUAGAUGAUGAUGACUUAGUAGACAGAGGAGACAGAGGAGACAAAGGAAAUAAAGUAGACAAAGGUAAUAUAGAAGAAGGUGUGGAAAUAAAAGAUAUGACAGAACAAGAAAUAAUAAGUUUACGUAAGAUAAUAUAUUUAUGUAUAAUGUCAUCAUUGAAUUAUGAAGAAUGUGUACAUAAGAUAUUGAAAUUGAAUAUAAAAGGAAAUGAAAUGGAAGUGUGUAUAAUGUUAAUAGAUUGUUGUUCAAUGGAACGAACUUAUCAAAUUUUCUAUUCACUUCAGGCGGAACUUUUAUGUAAACUAAUGCUAUCAUAUAAGACAAAUUUUGAAGAAUGUUUCAAUAGACAAUAUAAAUUAAUCCAUCGUUUAGAAACUGGAAAGAUACGUAAUAUAUCAAAAUUCUUUGCACAUCUGUUUUAUUCCAAUUCUAUUGAUUGGCAAAUAAUGAAAAUUAUACGUAUAACUGAAGAAGAUACCACAUCUAGUGGUCGUAUAUUUAUAAAAAUAUUAUUACAAGAAUUGGUACAGCAUUUAGGAAUUGAAGGAUUAUCUAGGAAAUUUCAUGAUGAAGAUGUUUUUAAUCAUAUGUUCCCAUCUGAUUUACCUAAAAAUAUUAGAUUCUCCAUUAACUUUUUAACUGCUAUUGGUUUAUCACAACUUACCAAUACUUUAAGAUCAUUAUUAUAA
Molecule: messenger RNA, 1785 nt
Organism: Theileria annulata
Lineage: Eukaryota; Apicomplexa; Aconoidasida; Piroplasmida; Theileriidae
Product: cell-cycle-control protein (translation regulation), putative
Exons: 2
Coding region: 1-1785 (594 amino acids)
Biological process (GO): mRNA splicing, via spliceosome
Cellular component (GO): catalytic step 2 spliceosome
Molecular function (GO): RNA binding; protein binding
Source: RefSeq, a predicted model, not a curated record